Molecule: messenger RNA, 1181 nt
Organism: Nymphalis io (European peacock)
Lineage: Eukaryota; Metazoa; Arthropoda; Insecta; Lepidoptera; Nymphalidae
Product: arginine-hydroxylase NDUFAF5, mitochondrial
Exons: 6
Coding region: 72-1166 (364 amino acids)
Biological process (GO): mitochondrial respiratory chain complex I assembly
Cellular component (GO): mitochondrion
Source: RefSeq, a predicted model, not a curated record
AGUCAGCUGUUUUUCUAACCUAAAAAUAUGGGAGUUACACAAUAUUUAUUUAUUGAUUUAAAUUAAUUAUAAUGGCUCAACUAUUAAGUCAAAUAUAUAGAAAAUGUGAAUUAAAAACAACAUUAAAUACGCUUAAGAAUAUAUGUAAUAAGCAAUGUGAUCGAUAUCAUAGUACAAAUAUUCCUAAGAAGAAAACCGCUAGUUCAGUAUAUCGUACUAUGAAUAUAUUUGAUAGGAAAGCAAAAAUAUUGCAAAAAGAAAGAUCAGCUCAAAGCGAAAAUUACCACCUAUCAGAAUACAUUAAAGAAGAGGUGGGCUGGAGAACAGCUGAUAGAAUAUUCGAUAUAAAAAGAACGUUUAAAAACGCUGUUGAACUUGGAGCAGGUCGUGGCUAUGUUUCUCGUCACUUUCUACCUGAUUGUGUAGAAAAGGUCACUCUUUGUGAUUCCUCACAGACGCAUCUGGAUAAAGCUAUUGUCGGUGAUGGUGUACAAUAUGAAAAGAUGGUUAUCGAUGAGGAGAAAUUUGAUUUUCCCGCAGACAGUGUGGAUUUGUUAGUCUCAUCGUUGGCUUUACACUGGGUCAACGAUUUACCCGGUUGCUUUGAUAGAGUGAUGAAUUGUUUAAAACCAGAUGGAGUGUUCAUGGCUUGUGUCUUCGGUGGAGACACCCUAAUGGAACUCCGUCAAGCGCUGCAGUUGGCCGAAACGGAGCGACUCGGAGGCGUUUAUCCUCAUAUAUCACCAUUCACCCAUAUACGGGAUAUAGGAGGCCUUCUUAAUGCGGCGGGCUUCACGCUGCAGACGGUGGACGUGGACAGCCUGUCGGUGUGGUUCCCGUCGGCGUGGCACGUGAUGCGCGACGUGCGCGCGCAGGGCGAGGCCAACGCGGCGCGCACGCGGCCGCUGCGCCUCGCGCCGCGCACGCAGUUCGCCGCCGCCGCCAUCUACGACGAGAUGUACGGCAAGGAAAUUCCAGAACGCGGGUGUCGAGGCGUUCCAGCUACUUUCCAGAUAAUAAACUUCGUCGGUUGGAAACCAGAUCCAACACAACCGAAACCGAUGGAAAGAGGAACCGCUGAGCUAUCCUUAAAGGAUUUGGAUAAAAUCGACGAAAUUAUAAAAGAGACAACGAAAAUAGAACUGACAGAGGACGAUAAGAAAUAAAACGUAAAAAAAAUA